GUGAGAAUGUUCUGGAAUAUUCUAGAGGUAAGUUGGCUAUAAAAGCAACCGGUUAUACGCGCUUGUGUCAAAUUAGAAGUUGCACUCGUUCAGUGAACGUGAGACUUGGAAGUGAUUUUCCAAAGCAUUUUCAAAGCGAUUUUCAUAAAUAACUAGUGGUUUUUUAGUGUAAAACUAGCAAGAUGCCUGAAGAAGCACAAAGCGGUGAUGUCGAGACCUUCGCCUUUCAGGCGGAAAUCGCCCAAUUGAUGAGUCUGAUUAUUAACACAUUUUAUUCUAACAAAGAAAUCUUCCUAAGAGAGUUAAUCUCAAACUCCUCAGAUGCAUUGGAUAAAAUCCGUUACCAAUCUCUUACGAAUCCAUCAUGUCUCGAUUCCGGUAAAGAUCUUCACAUUAAAAUUAUUCCCAACAAAGCCGAUGGUACAUUAACUAUCAUUGAUACCGGAAUUGGUAUGACUAAAGCCGAUCUCGUCAAUAAUUUGGGUACGAUUGCCAAAUCUGGAACUAAAGCUUUUAUGGAAGCCCUUCAAGCCGGUGCCGAUAUCAGUAUGAUUGGACAGUUUGGUGUUGGUUUCUAUUCGGCGUAUUUGGUUGCGGAUAGAGUAGUAGUGGUUUCCAAGAGUAACGACGAUGAACAAUACAUUUGGGAAUCAUCUGCAGGAGGUAGUUUCACUAUUCGCCCGGAUCAUGGUGAACCCCUAGGUCGUGGUACUAAAAUCAUCCUAUACAUCAAAGAAGAUCAAACUGAAUUUUUAGAAGAAAACAAAAUCAAAGAAAUUGUUAAAAAACACUCGCAAUUCAUCGGUUACGCCAUUAAAUUACUCGUAGAAAAAGAAAGAGAAAAGGAAUUGAGUGAUGAUGAAGCUGAAGAAGAAAAGAAGGAAGGAGAAGAGGAAUCUGAUAAACCAAAGAUUGAAGACGUAGGAGAAGACGAAGACGAGGAUAAGAAAGAUGAAAAGAAGAAGAAAAAGAAAACCAUCAAAGAGAAAUACACUGAAGAUGAAGAAUUGAACAAAACUAAACCUAUUUGGACUAGAAACGCCGAUGAUAUCACCCAAGAAGAAUACGGUGAAUUCUACAAAUCGUUAACCAACGAUUGGGAAGAUCAUUUAGCUGUUAAGCACUUUAGCGUCGAAGGUCAAUUGGAAUUUAGGGCGUUACUCUUUGUACCUCGUCGUGUACCUUUCGAUCUAUUUGAAAACAAGAAAAAGAAGAACAACAUCAAACUUUACGUAAGAAGAGUAUUCAUCAUGGAUAACUGUGAAGAUCUCAUUCCUGAAUACCUCAAUUUCAUUAAAGGUGUAGUAGAUUCGGAAGAUUUGCCUUUGAACAUCUCAAGAGAAAUGCUUCAACAAAACAAGAUCCUCAAAGUGAUCCGCAAGAAUUUGGUAAAGAAAUGUUUGGAUCUAUUCGAAGAACUUACCGAAGAUAAAGACGGUUACAAGAAAUUCUACGAACAAUUUUCCAAGAACAUCAAAUUGGGUAUCCACGAAGAUUCGCAGAACCGAGCUAAACUCGCCGAUCUAUUACGUUACCACACAUCUGCCAGUGGAGACGAAGCGUGCUCUCUCAAGGACUACGUUAGUCGCAUGAAGGAGAAUCAAAAACACAUCUACUUUAUCACUGGUGAAAACAAGGACCAAGUCGCUCAUUCCGCUUUUGUAGAACGCGUCAAGAAGCGAGGAUUCGAAGUCGUCUACAUGACGGAACCCAUCGAUGAAUACGUCGUCCAACAACUUAAAGACUAUGACGGAAAGACUCUAGUAUCAGUAACCAAAGAAGGUUUAGAAUUACCUGAAGAUGAAGAAGAAAAGAAAAAACGCGAAGACGAUAAAGCUAAAUACGAGGGAUUAUGUAAAGUUAUGAAGAGCAUCCUCGAUAAUAAAGUUGAAAAGGUUGUAGUGUCAAAUCGUUUAGUGGAAUCUCCUUGUUGUAUAGUAACAUCGCAGUACGGAUGGACGGCUAAUAUGGAACGUAUCAUGAAGGCUCAAGCUCUUCGGGAUACUUCAACUAUGGGUUACAUGGCGGCUAAGAAACAUUUGGAAAUCAAUCCGGAUCAUUCCAUCAUCGAGAACCUUAGACAAAAGACUGAAGUUGAUAAGAACGAUAAAGCAGUUAAAGAUUUGGUUAUUUUACUGUUUGAAACUGCUCUACUUAGCUCCGGAUUCACUUUGGACGAACCUCAAGUUCACGCUUCCCGAAUAUACAGAAUGAUCAAGCUCGGUUUGGGUAUUGACGAAGAAGAAUCAAUGUUGACUGAAGAUGCUCCAACUGGGGAAGCUCCGGCUGCUGAGGCCGGUGAUGGGGAAGAUGCUUCGCGUAUGGAGGAAGUGGAUUAAAUGAAAUAAUUUUUUAGAGCAUGUGUUGUAAUAUGUUCUUUCUCUCUCUCAUUCCUUACUUUUGUAAAUACGUCUUAGUUUUUUUUAUACGAAGUAUUAUUGUAAAGUUGAUUUUUCGAGGUCUUAAUAUCCGCUUGUGAAGUUCUUAUGAACAGUGUACUGUUUUUUGUUUCAAUUUGAAAAAAGAAUAAUAAAAAAAUCGAUUCCACAA
Messenger RNA from Diorhabda carinulata, 2550 nucleotides. RefSeq names its product heat shock protein 83 (gene Hsp83). Gene Ontology annotation, molecular function: ATP binding; ATP hydrolysis activity; disordered domain specific binding. Gene Ontology annotation, biological process: cellular response to heat; protein stabilization; protein folding. The record is from RefSeq and is a predicted model, not a curated record. Gene Ontology annotation, cellular component: plasma membrane; protein-containing complex; cytosol. Lineage: Eukaryota; Metazoa; Arthropoda; Insecta; Coleoptera; Chrysomelidae. The transcript has 3 exons. The coding region runs from base 183 to 2339 and encodes 718 amino acids.